This is a messenger RNA of Thlaspi arvense, 2190 nucleotides long. NCBI's taxonomy places the organism in Eukaryota, Viridiplantae, Streptophyta, Magnoliopsida, Brassicales, Brassicaceae. The record is from the annotation of a GenBank genome assembly.
AAGAAACAGAAAUUAGCAGGUGGGACUCAGUUGAUCGCAGUUUCCUUUGCUUUUCUACACAUGGACUGUUACACUCACCUAAUAACGAAGACGAACAUAGAUCUCUUUCUCUUCUUCUCGAGAAGUCUCAGUUUUUUUUUUCUCGUUCCUCAAAAAACCUAAUUUUGUUUUUCUGUUCCCCCCCAAUUUCUCACUAUUCCAAGAUCUAAAAUCACGCAUUUUGCUUUCUAAUAUUUCUUGGGUUUCUGGUGCCAUGAUUUCUCAUUUGCUCUUUGCUUCUCCGAGAAAAACCUCCGGGAAAGUAGGAUAAAUCUGUGUUGAGUUCGAGAGGUAAAUUGAUUCACAAUGUUGGCCUGUUUCUUCAAGAGUACUCUGUUCUUGAUCUCGAUUUUGGCGUUACUGAGCUUCGGGAGCUGCAAUGGUCGAAUCUUCACCUUCGAGAUGCACCACCGAUUCUCCGAUGAAGUCAAGCGUUGGUCCGAUUUAACCGGGCGGUUUGGUAGUUUCCCCCCUAAGGGAAGCUUCGAAUAUUACAACACUCUCGUUCUCCGUGAUCAGCUCAUCCGCGGAAGACGCCUCUCGGAGUCGGAAUCGGAGCCGUCGCUCACUUUCUCCGACGGAAAUUCAACUUCUCGUAUCAGCUCUCUCGGAUUUUUGCAUUACACGACGGUGAAAUUGGGUACUCCGGGAUUGAGAUUCAUGGUGGCGCUCGACACAGGAAGCGACCUCUUCUGGGUCCCUUGUGACUGCGGAAAAUGCGCACCAACCGAAGGAGCUGCUUUCGCUUCUGAAUUUGAACUAAGCAUUUACAAUCCUAAAGUGUCAACCACAAACAAGAAAGUCACCUGCAAUAACAGCCUAUGUGCACAGCGUAAUCAGUGCCCCGGAACGUUCAGCACUUGCCCUUAUAUGGUGUCUUACGUCUCUGCUCAGACUUCUACAUCCGGUAUACUUAUGGAAGAUGUUAUGCACUUGACAACCGAAGAUAAGAAUCCAGAGCGUGUUGAGGCAUAUGUCACAUUCGGAUGUGGACAGGUUCAAAGUGGUUCUUUUCUUGACAUUGCGGCACCAAAUGGUUUAUUUGGACUUGGCAUGGAAAAGAUAUCGGUUCCAAGUGUUUUGGCGAGGGAAGGUCUGGUUGCUGAUUCUUUCUCCAUGUGUUUCGGACAUGAUGGAGUCGGAAGGAUCAGUUUUGGGGAUAAAGGUAGCUCUGAUCAGGAAGAGACACCGUUUAAUCUGAACCCUUCACACCCAAACUACAACAUCACGGUGACUCGAGUACGUGUGGGGACAACUCUAAUAGAUGAUGAAUUUACAGCUCUCUUUGACACCGGCACAUCGUUUACUUAUUUGGUUGAUCCGAUGUAUACAACAGUCUCAGAGAGUUUCCAUUCUCAGGCCCAAGAUAAGCGCCAUUCACCGGAUCCAAGGAUUCCCUUUGACUAUUGCUAUGACAUGAGCACUGACGCAAAUGCCAGUUUGAUACCGAGUUUAAGCCUCACAAUGAAAGAAAACAGCCACUUCACCAUCAAUGAUCCUAUAAUCGUCAUCUCUACCGAGGGUGAGCUUGUAUAUUGCCUGGCCAUUGUCAAAAGCUCUGAACUCAACAUAAUCGGACAGAACUACAUGACCGGGUAUCGUGUAGUAUUCGACAGAGAGAAACUCAUCUUAGCUUGGAAAAAGUUUGACUGCUAUGAUAUUGAAGAGACAAAGACAACUCUUGCCGGAGCAAACAAAACAGAGGCGGUGGCUCCGGCAAUGGCAGCCGGAAUAGACACUCAUAAUAAUUCCUCAGAUCCACACAAAACAAACAAAACCAUCUCCAAUAGUAGUUCUUCCUCCAACCAAAGAUUUAAAACAGUAAAGCUAUGGUCUUUUUUCAGAUUUGUGUUCAUAUUACUUCCACUUUUGUAGAUAUGUAGUAACCUUCAAGUCCCAUCCAAAACACAAAAGCCAUUUUUUUUUUUUGUAUCAUAAAUCGGCCUCUUCAGGAAAUAUAUGCUGCCCAUUCAUAUCACUAUCAACUUUUUGUCAAAUUUUUACCCAUUUUUCGCGGCUGUAAUUAGAUAAUUACAUAGUCAAACCGAAAUAAAUCGAUGUAAACCGAACAUAAAGAGAACGUGGUUUAUGGAGUAGCUAGAACGCUACGCUGAAUAUUCAAAAGAAAAAAGAAGAUGGGUUCCAUAUUGA